UUGAUCUGCUCUUGCUGGAAGCUGCAGCCCCAUCUUAAAAGCGCUGCCCUCAUAGUCUCAUUUGAUUUUCAACCUCCACCACCGUCUCAUCGCCCCGGAGAGGAGUGCGCUUUCACAGGUUCUCCACCAUGCGAGCUCUCAAUCCAUCUGCCCCAUUCACCACCUUCCUCCCGUCAACCGUUAGCAGAGGUUCCAAGACCCAAUCCCUGCUUUGCCUCUCCAAAUCCAAAUCCAAAUCCACAUCCACAUCCACCGUCCACUUCGAUUUCCUCGCCAGUUCCUCCGCUGCCCCAUUCAAAUCCCUAGCUCCUCUUAGAUACUCUGCUCCUCCCUGCUCCUCCGAGGAUCUCUCCUCUCCAGUCCACGAUUCCUCCGCUGCAUCUGUCGUCUCCAGUUCGGGUAAGUCUCUGAAGAAUCGACUCCGAGAUGGGGAGACUCUCUACGGGCUCUUCCUGCUCAGCUUCUCCCCUACCCUCGCUGAAAUCGCCGGCCUCGCGGGCUACGAUUUCGUGCUCGUCGACAUGGAGCACGGCCCCGGCGGAAUCACCGAGGCUCUCCACUGCAUGCGAGCUCUUGCAGCCACUCGGACUCCGGCGAUUCUGAGAUUGCCGGAGACUUCUCCUGUCUGGGCCAAGAAGGCCCUGGAUCUAGGUCCUCAGGGGAUUAUGUUCCCGAUGAUCGAUUCCCCCAAACUGGCGAAGAAAGCAGUCUCGUACUGCCGCUUCCCGCCGGCGGGGAUCCGGGGAUCGGCCCACACGGUGGUGAGAGCUUCGGAUUACGGGAUCGACGAAGGGUAUUUGAGUAAUUACGAGGAGGAGCUGCUGAUUAUGUGCCAGAUUGAGAGCGAGGAAGCGGUGAAGAAAGCCGAUGAGAUCGCUGCCGUGGAUGGGGUUGACUGCAUUCAGAUGGGCCCACUGGACCUGAGCGCCAGCAUGGGCUAUUUGUGGGACCCGGGCCACAAGAAGGUCCGGCAGAUGCUGCGGGCGGCGGAGAAGACGGUGUUGGAGUCCAACCCUACCGGCGGCGGCAAAGGAGGAGCGUACCUGGCGGGGUUCUCGAUGCCGUUCGAUGGGCCGGUGGAUAUGAAGGCACGCGGCUACCAAAUGGUCUCCGGCGCCGUUGACAUUGGGCUGUUUCGGAACGCCGCCGUGGAAGACGUGAGGAGGUUCCGGAUGAGCUUGACCCAGAGCUCCGAUGAAGAAGACGACGACGGUAAAGACCCCGAUGAAAAGUACUGGAGCGAGUGAGCUCAACUGAACAGCCCAGGUCUCUUUCUGCAACAACAAUUUGGUUUUUCUUUUUGUCUAAUUUCUGCAAGUUCCAUUGCCAAGAACAUUCUAGCUACAAAAAUCGUUUGUUCUGAACAGAGUUCUCUGCGAAAUGCUUAGGGUUUUUGCUUCUUGGAUUUUUUUCGUGUAGUAUGUAUGGAUGGUCACGUUGAGAGUGUUUAUUCCUUUCUGUAGCAGACGAGGAAUUUUACAAUGCUAUAUAGUAUUGGUGCUAUAGAUUUUUCCCUUUAUGGUACAACUUGAAGUUGUACCUUUAACGUUAUGGUACAACUUCAGAUUGUACCUAUACUCUUUUGUCAAAUUGUUUUAUGGUAUAACUUAAACUUGUACUUUCAUUUGAUGGUACAAGUUUAAGUUAUAAAGUUGUACCAUAACA
Linum trigynum is the source of this 1665-nucleotide messenger RNA. Lineage: Eukaryota; Viridiplantae; Streptophyta; Magnoliopsida; Malpighiales; Linaceae. The record is from the annotation of a GenBank genome assembly.